CUAAACCGUUGGCGUGUUCGUUUUCAGAUUACGGAAUAUUUCAGAUGACUUUGAGGAAGUUUCCAAACAGGCAUAGAAACGGCCAGUGUUUAGAUUGCAGUAAUUCAUCAUGUCACCACAAGCCAGCAAAGAAGAGGGGGAGAAAAUGACAAAGACUACAUUAGUCGUGCCACCAUCUCACUGUCCUCAUUCAUUGAUUUUGCAUACUCUUGGACACUUGCAUUCAUCAGUGCUCUUCACACUUGAACUUGUUACUUUGAGCCUCAAGAUGUUCCAGGUCCAUACAACCAGAAAAGUAAUCUUCCUUUUAUCCAUGCUGGUGGUUUGUUCUUCAGUGUCUGACAGACAAUGUCCACCAGACCUCACUGGAUGGCCUGGCCCUCCUGGACGACCUGGUUCUCGUGGACCUCCUGGCUACCCUGGACCUCCUGGCUACCGGGGACCUCCUGGCUCCCUCGGACAACCUGGCCCCCCUGGACCACCUGCCCUCCCUGGAAAACCGGGCCUACCUGGUCCACCUGGCACCUUUGGACCUCCCGGCCCCCCCGGACCACCUAGCAAGACUGGAUCAUCUGGCCGUGAUGGACCUACUGGUCCCCAGCAAUCUGCACCUGCUCUGAAGGAGCGCCUUUGAAUUGAGGAACAACAGAGAGAACAUGCAAUCAUCUAUUUUGACAGACGUCCAGCGCGGCCGACAACCCAAUAACAAUGGCGCUGAUUGGCUGAUCCCUGCUUCGCAAACAAGUUCCUUAACCAUCGUGUUUUACAAUAAACUCUUCACUUCAUCACAGAUGUAUUCAUUCAUUUGGCCACUUAAAAAAAUGUUGACUUUGAAUUGACUGUCCUGAAAAUGAACUCUGUUUUACAUAUCAUACAUAUUCUCAUGUAAUCUGCUUUCUCAUCAAAUCUAAUACUCAUGUACUUUGCUUUCCCAUCAAAUCUGUACUAAUGCACUCAUGUUUUACCAUUUAUUUUAGAGCAUCAAAUAAAGCAAAUAAAAAAAUGAUGUGAACGAA
Clupea harengus (Atlantic herring) is the source of this 1016-nucleotide messenger RNA. RefSeq names its product cuticle collagen 3A3-like. The transcript is spliced from 6 exons. NCBI's taxonomy places the organism in Eukaryota, Metazoa, Chordata, Actinopteri, Clupeiformes, Clupeidae. The record is from RefSeq and is a predicted model, not a curated record. The coding region runs from base 110 to 634 and encodes 174 amino acids.